GAUCAUUCAAACUGCAUAAUGGAUUCGGGAAAGCAGGGUCAGGAAGAGUCGAGAAGGGGUGAGCAGAAAACGUCCGGUUGGGAAGAAAUUUUAUUUGGUUCCUGGUGACCACCAUUUUACGUGGUAACGAGAAUUUCUACUCGGAAUCAAUAUCCGAGAGGUAUAUAAGGCGAAUGAGAAGAAAAUCGAACUCAUUCCCUAUUAACCCUUCCUUUCUCUCUUUUCUUUCCACAUUCCCUUCACUCGUUGUUUUGCCAGUCAAGACAGGUUCUUGUAGGAUUUUUCCAAAUUCAAGUUCAUUGGUCGCCGAGCGUGAUUCUUUCAUUCUACCCCCUUUUCGCUCAGUUGGAUACUUUCCUUGUUCACGCUAUAAUCGAACAUUCUUACAAUGCUCUUCAAAUCAUUUGUGCUUGCCCUGGCUUAUACCGCUGCCACUAACAUUGCGGCGCCUAUCCUUCGUCGUGAGGUUCCUCAAGAGCACUCUCAUGAGAAUAUCUUGAUUUUGAUGCGAGAUGCAAUCGCCACUGGAAGCAACCCUCAGAACCUUGGAGACCCUGUGUUCGGUUUACUUGGAGAUGCAGCAGCAGCAGGUGGAUUGGGAGAUACGACUGAUCCUGACUGUCUGCAGCAAAAUUUGGCUGAUCUGGCUUUCACGAAUGCCAAAGCAGCUGGCAAUGUUACUCUUAUGACCGCUGCUCUCAUCUAUCGAGCGCUUGAGCGGAACACUGGCUCUGUUGGUCUUGCAUCUGUUGCAUGCAAUAGUACCACCGCUGUAAACUCCGAAAUCGCUGCGAUAUCUCAACAUCAAGAUCCUGCUUCUACCGGUGCUGCCGCAACAAACAAGGCUAUUGUUCUCACUCUGGCUCAACAAAUUGCUUCGAUUGGUGGUGAUCCUCAGGACGCUCUUAAGUCUGGCACCUUCGCUCCUGGUACCCUUGGCGAUCCCACUGCCGCUGGUAACACCUGCGAUAACAUCGUCGAUGAGGGUUGCAUUAACGCCGACAACAAGCUUGUAGAAGAUGCUACGGCCGACGAAAUUAACGCUGCUGUUUCUGGUGUAGCUGCUUCGUCUGUUGCUGCUACUACUGCUGCAGCUGCUACAUCUGUUGCUACGGAUGCUGCUUCUGCUACUGACAGUGCAGAUAGCACAACUGUCACCUCGGUUUCAUCAGACGGAUGCACAACGGAAGUCACUGUUACUUCAACAGUCACCGCCGCGGCUGCUGCCACCUCGUCUGCUGCAGUUGACGUUGCUUCCACUUGUGCUGCUCCUGUCACUGUUACUGUGACUGCAAGCGCGAGCGCGAGCGCCUCCGCCGCGACUGAAGCUGUCGCCACUGCUACCUCCAGUGCUUCCACGACCACGACUUCCGCAGCUGCUGGCCAGAACUUACAAACCUUUACUGGAGAUGUUGGUAACACUUUGGCUCCUGCUGUGACCACUGGUGGGCGUGGAUUCGUUGUCGCGGGUGAAACCGGUGACUCUUUCUUAAACCUUUCUGCUGCUCUUCAGAGAUCCUGCUCAAUACAGCAUAAUGCUUGUGCUGAUGCUGCUAACUCUGGGUCUGCCGCAGGCAUUACUGUCGGUGAUUGCGAUACCCAAAACACCCAAUGUACCGCUGCUUAAGCACAUGAGCAUUCUCUUGAUUUCGUUUUGAAUGUGCACAUACAUCGACUUACAGUAGCUGGCAAGAAUGUAUCUAUAUCCUUACCCCUUACAUACCCUGGCAAUACAUUUCAGUGAAGGCUAUAAAAGAUUGCGGGAUCAUUGCUUGCGUUCGAAAACGACUUUGUUGUUCGGUGCAUCAGAUAAGGAUGCUUCUGCGCACAUGGAUUU
Molecule: messenger RNA, 1837 nt
Organism: Lentinula edodes (shiitake mushroom)
Lineage: Eukaryota; Fungi; Basidiomycota; Agaricomycetes; Agaricales; Omphalotaceae
Exons: 13
Coding region: 389-1627 (412 amino acids)
Source: RefSeq, a predicted model, not a curated record